This is a messenger RNA of Talaromyces stipitatus ATCC 10500, 3085 nucleotides long. RefSeq names its product t-complex protein 1, zeta subunit, putative. The transcript has 6 exons. Gene Ontology annotation, cellular component: chaperonin-containing T-complex. Gene Ontology annotation, molecular function: ATP binding; ATP-dependent protein folding chaperone; ATP hydrolysis activity. The coding region runs from base 281 to 1771 and encodes 496 amino acids. Gene Ontology annotation, biological process: protein folding. The record is from RefSeq and is a predicted model, not a curated record. Lineage: Eukaryota; Fungi; Ascomycota; Eurotiomycetes; Eurotiales; Trichocomaceae.
ACGGCUGUUGAUUUUGUUCUGUCGGCGAAAUUAUUUCUAUUGUAUCCCUUUUGUUUAUUGAGCCUGACAAGUUUUUACUUUGUCAAAUAAACCAUGUCUGCCACCCAGUUACUCAAUCCAAAGGCGGAGUCCAGAGUAAGAGAGUACUUGUUACCCCUCCGCAAAACAUGCACUGACAGGAAUACAGCGGAGAGCGGAGGCUCUCAAGGUCAACAUCAGCGCUGGUGAAGGUCUUCAGGAUGUCUUGAAGUCAAAUCUUGGGCCGGCCGGCACGAUUAAGAUGCUCGUUGACGGUGCUGGAGGGAUCAAGCUCACAAAAGAUGGAAAUGUGUUAUUGAGAGAAAUGCAAAUUCAAAAUCCUACAGCCGUCAUGAUUGCACGGGCAGCAACUGCACAAGAUGAUAUUACAGGUGAUGGAACAACGUCGGUCGUCCUUUUGGUCGGAGAGCUCCUCAAGCAAGCGGACAGACAGAUCUCCGAGGGUCUACAUCCGCGAGUUCUUACGGAUGGAUUUGAGCUUGCCAAGAACGAGACUUUGAAAUUUUUGGACAGCUUCAAGAUUGAGCGUGAGAUUGACCGUGAGCUCCUCCUGUCUGUCGCUCGAACAUCCCUAUCCACCAAGUUGAACAGCGCUCUUGCCGAGAGUCUCACCCCUGCGAUUGUCGACGCUGUUCUCGCUAUUUACAAGGCUCCAGCCAAACCAGACCUUCAUAUGAUUGAAAUCAUGAAGAUGCAACACCGAACAGCAUCUGAUACUCAAUUAAUUCGAGGCUUGGCUUUGGAUCACGGUGCCCGUCACCCAGACAUGCCCAAGAGAGUGGAGAACGCUUUCAUCCUCACCCUCAACGUCAGUUUGGAAUAUGAGAAGUCAGAGAUUAACUCCGGAUUCUACUAUUCGAGUGCGGAGCAGAGAGAUAAGUUGGUGGAGAGUGAACGUCGGUUUGUUGAUGCUAAACUUCAGAAGAUUGUGGAGUUGAAAAAACAAGUAUGCGGUAACGACCCUAAGAAGGGGUUUGUCAUCAUCAACCAGAAGGGAAUUGAUCCUCUCAGUUUGGAUGUGCUUGUGAAGAACGGAAUAAUGGCACUCAGACGCGCUAAGCGACGUAACAUGGAGCGUCUUCAGCUUGUCUGCGGCGGUGUUGCUCAGAACAGCGUGGAUGACCUUACGCCAGAUGUUCUUGGUUGGGCUGGCCUAGUCUAUGAGCACCAACUCGGAGAGGAGAAGUACACAUUCAUUGAGGAUGUUAAGGAUCCUAAGUCCGUAACUCUUCUCAUCAAGGGACCCAACCAGCACACCAUUGCUCAGAUCACAGAUGCAGUCCGAGACGGUUUACGAUCAGUCUACAACACAAUAGUUGACAAGAGCGUGGUACCAGGAGCUGGCUCUUUCCAGGUUGCAGCUGCUGCCCAUUUACUAUCAGAAGAGUUCAGCAAGACUGUUAAAGGAAAGGCCCAAUAUGGUAUCAGAGCUUUUGCAGAUGCUUUACUUAUCAUUCCCAAGACGCUUGCUGCCAACUCCGGCCACGAUAUUCAGGACUCUCUCGCCAAGCUUAUCGACGAACAACGUCAGGGACACGUUGUCGGAUUGAAUCUCUUGAGUGGAGAGGCCAUGGAUCCUGUUCAAGAAGGCGUAUUCGACUCUUAUCGUGUGCUACGUAACUGCAUUGCUUCCAGCACAGGAAUUGCUUCCAACCUAUUGUUAUGUGACGAGUUGUUGAAAGCGAGGCAAAUGGGCAGGUCAGGUGGACCUGGGCCUGGCAUGGACGAGUAAUACUUCAACUAAGGGUAUACUUUGUUGAUAAAGAAGAGGUCCAUGUACCAGUAGUCCAGUACCUUUGGGACUGUUUGAAAUAAAAGUCGGAAUAUAAACUAAUCUUUUAAUUCAUGGAAAUACGUUAUUCCUUCAACUUUGAAAAGUGCGAACUUCUACUGCAUGUAAGUUAGGUGUCAAGCUGAAUUUUUCUGACGAGGUUUGUCUCUUUCGACUGCAAUUCAGUCCAGAAGAAUUGGCGACGCUAUAAACAGAUAAAUUCACGAUAACUAGUGGGUAUCUAAAACUUUCUCCCCUCUACAUAGUCCUGAACGCCGCUGUAUGCAAAUCGCCAAUGGUAAACAAAUACUGCUGCCUAUCAUGAAACUUGACGGAUUGCCCACCACCAACAAACCGGAUGUAACUCUCAAUGGUCUUCUUGCAUUUGGAGUUUCUCAGGAGCCCAUUCACCAAUGAAUCCAUACUCUCUCACCGGGUCUCGGAGGGCGGCAUUAUGGAUCUUUGUCCACUCUAGGACAUUCGAUUUGCGGAUGAUGACUGCCUCACCAUCUGAAGUAGUAGUUUGAGCACGUUUACUCGUAGUUCUUGUCGUAUGUUGCUUCUCUGGUUCCACCACACCCAUCCCUUUCAAUGCCGUAAUCACGUCUUCCGGUAACAUUCCAGUUGCCUGGCCGAUUUCUCGCACCGUCAUCCGUUCCCUAGGAGGGAAAUUUUUUCCCGACGUAGUUGUUUUCAUGGUUACCUGUUUCUGCUGAGCCUGUUGGACGUACUCAUCUGCAUCUCCGCCGGGAGGGCCAAGUAAGAAGUACCGUGCCAUGCGCUCUUCCCAAAACCGUGUAUAACUUCGACGACCUAGUUCACUGAGCGGUCUUUCGGGUCCGCCAAUCAAUCCUCCUUCCCACUCCCAUGCACUUAAUUUGUAGCUCACGCCCAUUAAAAGUUUGCCUAGUUUCUUGUGUUGGUAUGGAGGGAAGAUAAGGAUGCACGCGAGGUUAUUCAAAUCCCAGGACAAUUUCUCCUUAGAGAAGUAUCCAAGCACGUAGUAAUCGUCUGGUGUCUUGGGGUCGGUGAACGUGAGAACGUAAUAUAAGAACGACGAGACAUCAAAAAACACGGAUUUAUGGUCGAGGAAUAAUUUCGCAAAAAGAGACAGAUUCUGUGCAAAUAAUUUAUCGUCCUCGCCGUCAAUUUCCCAGACCGCAUACCCCCCGUGUUCAUAGACUUUCUCGCCCGGAGGCGUCGUGCGUCGGUCACAUAGCUUCACAUGACUUGCGUAGGCUCCAGCGUCGCAGGUAUAUCGAAAACACCAGCGGC